AUGAUAAAGCUGGAUCCAAAAGCCCCUAAGUGGUUCAUUAAUAAGCCUCCUAUUAAUUGGUCAAGGGAUGUUUUUUCUUCUUUCACAAAAUGUGAUAUGCUAUUAAAUAAUAUGUGUGAAUCAUUUAACAGUGUAUUGUUGGUUGCAAGAGACAAACGCAUUUUGACAAUGCUUGAGUCAAUCAGGAUGUACAUGAUGUCAAGUGUUGUUUUCGAAGUUUCAAGUAUUAUUAGCGAGAGUGGAGCAUCAAUGCAGUCUAGUUCCUCGUUUGUGAGCUCAAAAAUUAUUAAACAACGUAAUCAGGAAACAACACAACCUAAAGAGCAAUUGAUGAGGUCUGCAUUCCUUUCAGCAGAAAUUGACAAGCAUUCUAGGGAAGAUACAGGAUCAUUCCUCAUCCAGAAAGGAGGAAAACAAUAUGUCCCAACAUCAAGUUACGAGAGGCGCUUUCUCAAACCAGCAAAAGAAGAGGAAAGGGACCACAAGCUAAGCAGAAAAUAG
Lycium barbarum (goji berry) is the source of this 501-nucleotide messenger RNA. RefSeq lists its product as uncharacterized. Bases 1 to 501 code for a protein of 166 amino acids. Lineage: Eukaryota; Viridiplantae; Streptophyta; Magnoliopsida; Solanales; Solanaceae. The record is from RefSeq and is a predicted model, not a curated record. The transcript has 3 exons.